This is a messenger RNA of Mercurialis annua (annual mercury), 951 nucleotides long. Its product is annotated as transcription factor ORG3-like. Bases 84 to 827 code for a protein of 247 amino acids. Gene Ontology annotation, cellular component: RNA polymerase II transcription regulator complex. The transcript is spliced from 3 exons. Gene Ontology annotation, biological process: regulation of transcription by RNA polymerase II. The record is from RefSeq and is a predicted model, not a curated record. NCBI's taxonomy places the organism in Eukaryota, Viridiplantae, Streptophyta, Magnoliopsida, Malpighiales, Euphorbiaceae. Gene Ontology annotation, molecular function: DNA-binding transcription factor activity, RNA polymerase II-specific; protein dimerization activity; RNA polymerase II transcription regulatory region sequence-specific DNA binding.
UUGUGUAUAUAUACAUAAGUCAUGAUCAUUUGCAAUUGCUCAACAACAUUAGGUUUGUUAUUAAGAGUAAUUAAUCCAAAAAAAUGUUAGCAUUAUCUCCUCCUCAUAUAUUUCCCAACUUUGGAUUUCCUUUGGAAGAAUCCAUAGCUCAUGAUCUUAUUUCUUACUUCUCUACAGAAAUUCACCCUACUCCUAAAAUUUCUUCUGAUCAUGCUCAACAAAAUUUAUUAUUAGAUCUUGAUCAUCAAUCCACAUCUUUUACAGCUUGUAAUAGUGGUGGUGAUCCUAACACAAAUAAUAAGAAGCUUAAUCAUAAUGCGAGUGAGCGUAAUCGUCGUAAGAAGAUGAACGCUCUCUAUUAUUCUCUCCGAUCUCUAAUUCCGGCUUCCUCUAAUCAAAUGAAGAAGUUGAGCAUACCGGCCACACUUUCGAGGGUAUUGACGUACAUACCGGAACUACGAAAACAAUUAGCGAUAUUAGUCCGAAAGAAGGAAGAACUUUUAUUCGAAUUAUCGAAGCAGGAUCCAGUAAUUAUGAGUCCUCAAAUUAACCGAAGAAAAGGAACUAAUCUAUCGGUAGUAUCCGCUAAUCAACUUGACAAUGAAGAAAUAUUUAUUCAAAUUUCCACACAUAAAAAUGUCAUCCAUAGUUUAUCAGAAAUUUUGCUUGUUUUAAAGGAGGAAGGCCUUCUUUUAAUUAAUUCUUCUUCCUUUGUAUCCUUAGACGGCAAGGUCUUCUACAAUUUACAUUUUCAGGUGGAACGGACCUAUAAAUUGGACAGUGAUGCUUUAAGCAAGAAGCUUGAAUCUUUAUAUGAAAGUAGAUAAGAGUAGUUGUUCAUGUUUGAUGACCUAAUUGUCAAUUAUGUAAAGGAAAAAUAUGCAUAUUUACAUUCGGGUCAUAUAUAUCAUCUUUUCGAUCUUUGCCAAAUAUAUUCAUAAUCAUUUUGGA